AUGUCGCAGCACGAUUUCAUGCUCAAGGACGAGUGCCUCGUGCUGAACUACAACGACGAGGUCAUCGGCGCUGACAACAAGUACAACACGCACAAGUUCGUGGCCGGCCAGCCCAAGGGCGUCGUGCACCGCGCCUUCUCGGUGAUGCUCUUUGACUCGACGGGCCGCCUCCUCCUUCAGCAGCGCGCCGCCUCGAAGGUCACCUUCCCUCGCGUGUGGACAAACACGUGCUGCUCGCACCCGCUGCACGGCCAGACGCCGGACGAGGUCGACCCGCCGCGGACCGAGACGUCCGGCGAGCCCAAGGGCAUCUUUGCCGCCGCGGUGCGCAAGCUCAAGCACGAGCUCGGCAUCGAGCCGGCGCAGCUGGCCGACGCAAAGUUCAAGUACAUGGGGCGCGUGCACUACUGGGCGGCGGACACGGUGACGCACGGGCCGGCCGCGCCGUGGGGCGAGCACGAGAUCGACUACCUCGUGCUGGUCCGGCUGCCGGUCGAGGCGGCCGCCUUUGCCCUCGCGCCGGAGCCCGACGAGGUGAUGGCGACCGAGUGGGUCGACGCGACGCGGCGCGCGCUACGGCAGUGGAUGGGCGAGCCGACGGAGCUGUGGUCGCCCUGGUUCCGCGUGAUAGCGCGCGAGCGGCUGUACGGCUGGUGGGAGGACCUCGACGCGGCGUGGCGCCUCAAGGCGCGGGCGCCGCCGAGGGAGGGGGGACGCGAGAGAGAGGAGAGGGGGGGGGUCGAGCGGCGCCGCGCGCCCGCCUCCUCAUCGCGCGCCGCGCCCGCCCUCGCCUCAGGCGGAGCUGCCGAUCCUGCGGUUUGA
Molecule: messenger RNA, 822 nt
Organism: Emiliania huxleyi CCMP1516
Lineage: Eukaryota; Haptophyta; Isochrysidales; Noelaerhabdaceae
Exons: 2
Coding region: 1-822 (273 amino acids)
Biological process (GO): isoprenoid biosynthetic process; isopentenyl diphosphate biosynthetic process
Cellular component (GO): cytoplasm
Molecular function (GO): isopentenyl-diphosphate delta-isomerase activity
Source: RefSeq, a predicted model, not a curated record